UAUUCAUGUAAUGUUUUUCUCCAGGGCACUGAUUCCUCAGGCAGGUGGCAAGGUCAUCACCAAAUUAUCAGGUUUUCCGGAUGAGAAAAAAAAAAUUCAAAGGCCUCGUCCUACCGUCAGAAGAUUGCAAUUUGAUGACGUGGAGACUGCCAGUCACGCGUCUUCUGAAUCAGACUGGGAACCACCUGGGGCUCUGUCCAGUGAUGAUGCUUCUGAUCGUGAACCUGUAGAGCCGUGUUCGUCAACUCCUAGAACUUCAACAGGUCGGCGUUACCUCAAAUGGAACGAAGCCGACACCAAGAUCAUCUUGGAUUAUUUCAAAAAAUACUUCACCGAAGAUGGAGAAGGAGCAAGAGGACAUCUUCCUGGCACCGUCGAAAUGGAGUCGUUUCUUAAACGACACAAGCUUCGAACACUGAUGCCAUUUCAACAUAAGAGAAAGAUCGAAUUCCUACGAACCAAGAUCUACAACACACAUAAAACGUGUCGAAUGCAAGCGCGCGUCUUCAUGAACAAGUACAUGGGACCCAACAUACCAGGCGGGAGGUAGCUACAACACUUUGAGGACACUCGUGACGGGCAUGCGACAGCGUGCGUGGCGUCUCCAGUUGCCCAGCUUGUAGCAAGGAGGCAAAACACACCGUUGAGCUCCAGUGCAAGUUUCGCCACUCGUACAUGUUGUUGUUGUUCGCCCUCCCCGUCCCGCGACAAGUGCGGGACGGGGCCUACACCCAUUCCUGUGCUGUGCUGUUUUGUUUGUGUGCUGUUUUGUUUGGGAAACUAAUGGAUUUGUUUGGUUGAGUGGGAAUGGUUUUGUUUGAUAGUUGAUGUAUCGUUUUCCAGAGUAUAUGGCUAUUGUGUUUGUUGUCCCAAUGUUGGUCCAAGUGUUCUCUCCAGAUGUUUGUUUUAUGGUCUUGUAUAGCUCUAUCAAUUUCUCUGUUUAACUGCUGUAGCUGCGGGUCUGUGUGAUUUGCAGUUCUGAUUUGAUUUUUUUGAGUUAUGAGAGCUCUAGUGUCGUCUGGAAGAGGUGGUUGAUUUGUUUUUAUUUUGCCUUUGGGAAUGUUGUGUUUGUCCGCUUGGAUUAUGAUGUUUCUGAGGGUUUUAUUUGCGACGUGUAUGUCAGUUGGGUCUGCUACGUUUUCUAGUGCCGAUUCUAUUUCAGUUGAGAAGGAGGCCCAGUCAGCUUUGUGGUAGUUAGUGUAUUUUUUUGUUUGGUGUUGUAGUCGGAAGUUUGUUUUUGUUCUAUAGUCUAGUAGUAUAGGCAGGUGGUCUGAUGAAAGUUCUGUCAGUGUAGUCCAGGUAAUGUUGUUUGCUAUAGUGUCAGAGGCUGUGGAGAUGUCAGGAGAGGUAGGUUGUUGAUUGUUUGUGGUGGGUAGACGAGUAGGUGAGUUUUGGUUGAGGAUGAUGUGGUUAGAGUUCUGUAUGAUGUCUUCUAUUAGUUUGCCUCUGUGGCCAUUGUAAGGUGAGUGCCAGGAGUUGUGGUGGGCGUUAAUGUCUCCUGUGAUGAUUGUGUUUGGUUUAUUGGUGAUGUGGAUUAAGCAUUCGGUAAUGAGUUGAUCUAUUUGGUUGUGUAGUGGGUGAUUGGUGUCUCUGGGAGGGAUGUAUAGGUUGGCUAUGUAAAUGGACUUGUUAUUGGAUAAGUGGACUUGAGAAAUUUGGAGUUCUGUAGCAGCUUGGUUUAUGUUAGGUGGGAUUUGAAUGGCAGAAAAGGUGAUGUUGUCUUUGAUGUAAGUUAGUAGACCGCCACCAUAUUUGUGCGUUCUGUCUUGUCUGAUUGUUGUGAAACCUGCAAUUGUUGGAGUUUUUGUUAUGGGCUUGAGUUUUGUUUCUUGUACAGUGAUAUCUACUUGUUGUUGUUUGGCAAGUAGGGCUAGUUCAUCUAUUUUGUUUGAGAGUGUGUUUAUGUUUAUUUGGAGAACUUUAAGAGUGUUUCGGCUGUUUCCUCUGUUUUUUGGUUGUAGUUGUGGUUUGUUUUGGUUUUGGUUUGGAGGGUUUGGUGGAACUAAUGACUGUGGUUGUUGAGUGGGUCUUUGGGGUGGUAGUGCUGGGUUGUGUUGCUGGGGUAAGUUUUGUUGAAUAUGUGGGUUUAUGGUACUUGGGGGUGCUGUGUGAAGACUGCAGGUCCAGUUGUUAUUGUAAUCUGCUGUUUUGAUUGUGGUGCAUUUUUCAUGAACCCAGUGUAGUGAUCGUGAAUUACAUCGGAAAGACGUCUGUGCCUUAGUGAUUCGGCGGCCACAGAUCUGACACACCCACACCGGUCCCGGGUUAGCUUCAACAUCCCCCGAUCUCAGCAGCAACACCGCCAGCAACACACGGGGGUCCGUGCGCCGGCGCAGCCAAAAAAACAGGCUCUGGGCCUCCCUUUCGGGAGGGGGGGAUUUGGUGAUUGCCGAUUUGGUCCCAUGAUGGGACGCACUCCAACCGCACGCAGGCCGGCAACAUUUGGAGCCUCGUACAUGUCAUCUAGAGCAUCAAUGAGGAGGGGAAGAUAGGAUUUACAGAAAUAAAGAAUUUGGUUUUGUGUAGGAUGGCUGUGUUUUCGAGUGAUGCCCUAGGAUAUUUUGGGAACUCAGCAGUGAAUUUAUAUUGUACUAUCUUUGAUUCUUAAAGUAUAUUUUUUCUAUCUUUUCUACAGCAUCUGGCCAUUUUAUAAGAAAUUGUAUCAGAUUUUGUAAAGGAAAAGUGUAGCUGAGUAUAGGAAAGAAACUAACCGACGAGAUUUACUAGUUAACAAACAGGCUUAAAUGUUUAAUCAAAAUUCGCAUGUGUUGACUUAAUGAAGUAUUUGAUUUAAUCAUUUCAUACUCUUGAUGUUAUUUGGCACCAUAAUAUUAUGGACCCGUACAUCUGCCACUUAACCACUAUUCGUUUGCUUGUGGGUAGUAAAUGGCCCUGAUGUUUUCAUUUGAUGUUUCAAAAAGGAAGUAACGAAUAUUGUUAUUUAGGGUUUGUCACUAUUAUUAAAAUGUUCUUUUCUUGAGGUAUCCCUUACGCGUUUGGUUUGUCACA
Hyalella azteca is the source of this 3009-nucleotide messenger RNA. RefSeq lists its product as uncharacterized. Bases 11 to 550 code for a protein of 179 amino acids. The record is from RefSeq and is a predicted model, not a curated record. NCBI's taxonomy places the organism in Eukaryota, Metazoa, Arthropoda, Malacostraca, Amphipoda, Hyalellidae. The transcript is spliced from 7 exons.